UCUGUCAUCACAAAUAUGUUAACAAGUCACAACAAGAAGGUGCUAUAAUCAAAUAAUGAAUGGGGGCUGCUCACUUUCUAUCUAUAUUCAGACCAACAUUAAUAUGGGUUCCACACAUGUUGAUGUACUUAUUCUGCUAAUCACAAUGUUGUUUUCAUUCCCAGGAGAGUUGAUAGGCAUUGACUACCUCUACAUGCAGACGGGGAAGUGCAUGCAGGACAUGGAUCCUGAGGGGGAGGAGACGGAGCAGCUGCUGGAGGACCUGGGCGACGAGGCAGAGGAUGAGGGCUUCACAGACGACACCGAGGCUAGUCUGGAGGUCUUCUCUGCCCUCAUUUCACUACCACCUGCUCAGCCCUCCACCAGUGGUUCCUGGUCCGCUGCUCCACCUCCUCCUUCUCCACCACCACCGGCUCAGCCCUCCACCAGUGGUUCCUGGUCCGCUGCUCCACCUCCUCCUUCUCCUCCACCACCGGCUCAGCCCUCCACCAGUGGUUCCUGGUCCGCUGCUCCACCUCCUCCUUCUCCUCCGGCUCAGCCCUCCACCAGUGGUUCCUGGUCCGCUGCUCCACCUCCUCCUUCUCCACCACCACCGGCUCAGCCCUCCACCAGUGGUUCCUGGUCCGCUGCUCCACCUCCUCCUUCUCCACCACCACCUCCACCUGCGUCAUCUGCUGUCACCGCUCCGGGUGCCGCCCCACAGGUUCCUGUUGAGCAGUUGGCAGUGGAUGAAAACAACAUCCCGGGCCUGGAGAGGGUGGACCGCCUAGCCGAGUAUCUGGUGGGGCUGAGGAGCCAGAACAGCCUGGCCCUCAGCAACCGGGAUGUCGGCAUCAUCGUCGGCCUGUGGGAGGACCUGCUGCCCUACAACCAGCAGAAGGCGGUGUACCAUGCACGGCACCAGGACAGGCUGCUGACGGGGCGCUUCAGGUCGCCGAAGAAGAAGGGAGAGUUCACGUCGGGUGUGGACAGUUUGCGGAGAUGCACCAUAACAGCGAGUGCAUCUCCUGCACAGCUCUGCACCCUCCACCCUUCCCCUACCAAGAAGGGGAAGGGGUACCUCUCAAGGUGGAGUCUGAUCCUGAGGGACUACCGCAGGAUCAGACAGCUCAUCCUGGCCAACGGGGCCGUGAUGUCCACCACCAGCCUGCAGCUGGUUGAGGUGAACCAGACCACCCUCAUCCAGUGGCACAACAGGAGGGUGGCCAGGCAGGGUGUCUCCGUGUUGUGCCAGGGUGUGGACCUGCCUGCCCCCGUGCCUGUUGCCACCGUGGUCUUACCGCCGGGUAUGGACCGCCCCGCUGUGGCUCCUCAAACCCCGGGCCUGGUGAAAUAUUCCUACCACCUCCCGGAGAGCACAGCGGGGCGGGCCAAAAUGAACUGGAGGGCCACAGCCACCGCAGCCGUAGCACCAUCACCAGCACCGGCACCAGCACCAGCAACGGCACCUGCAACGGCUGUAAGGCCCAGGAUGAAGACAGCCCAGAGGCGGCUGUUUCCCUGUCCUCCCACCCCUGCCCCUGUCAUCAGCAGCACCCCUGCUCCAUUUGUUUUUGCCCUCCCCCGGGCCCCUACUCUCUCCGGCACUCCUGCCCUCACCCAAUCCCUCCCUAGCACAUCAUUCCUCCCGGUAAACCCCCUGUUGUGCUACCCUCACGCCCAGCCCCCCAUUAUGUUUGCUGUCCCCUCACCAGUGCCUCCCCAAGCCCCACAACGGAAGAGGCCUUACAACCGGACUGGGGAGGCAAAUAAAUGCAGGAAGUGUGGGGAGCCCCGGAGUGCAGCGACUGGCCACAGCCAGUACAAGGGGACAAUCUACUGCCCCUCCUCCGAGUCCCUGACCAAGGAGCAGUGGUUGACGGAGAGGAGGAAAUAA
Messenger RNA from Gadus macrocephalus (Pacific cod), 1876 nucleotides. RefSeq lists its product as uncharacterized. The record is from RefSeq and is a predicted model, not a curated record. The transcript has 3 exons. Lineage: Eukaryota; Metazoa; Chordata; Actinopteri; Gadiformes; Gadidae. The coding region runs from base 56 to 1876 and encodes 606 amino acids.